AUGAGAUCCCAGUUUAAAGACGAACAUCCCUUUGGUACGUGUCACCAGCAACACUAGCAAGCAGUAAUAACGGUGGGUGCGUCGCAUCCAUACAAUAAUAGCUCCGAUUUUUUGCGUUUCUUCUUGUGUUUUCGUGUUGUUCUUGUUAUUUACUAACCAAGCGGUAUUACAGAGAAAAGACAGGCCGAGGCAGCCAGAAUUGCCCAAAGGUUCAAGGACAGAGUGCCAGUCAUUUGCGAAAAAGUUGAAAAUUCAGAUAUACCGGAAAUCGACAAGCGCAAAUACUUGGUGCCAGUUGACUUGACCGUUGGCCAGUUUGUCUACGUUAUAAGAAAAAGAAUCAAGUUACCAAGUGAAAAGGCAAUCUUCAUCUUUGUCAAUGACAUUUUGCCACCAACCGCCGCUUUGAUAAGUACAAUCUACGAGGAGCAUAAGGACGAUGACGGGUUUCUUUAUGUUUUAUACUCGGGCGAAAACACGUUUGGUGACAAGGUUGCAGUUGAUUUGAGAGAAUUGGAUUUCACUGACAUUAUUGAUGACGAUAACAACAACAGCACCGGUGCUUGA
This is a messenger RNA of Lodderomyces beijingensis, 567 nucleotides long. NCBI's taxonomy places the organism in Eukaryota, Fungi, Ascomycota, Pichiomycetes, Serinales, Debaryomycetaceae. The record is from the annotation of a GenBank genome assembly.